UCUUAACUAACCUCAAUUUUUUGUAAUAAGUUAAUAUUUUUGAUAUUACCGAUUUUAAAGCGAGUUUACGUUAUUUUAAAUAAAAAUAUAUUUGAUACAAUGUCGUUGGUUCCGGAUUACGGAGAGUCUAGCUCAAGUUCCUCAUCAGAUAGCAGCGAGUCUGAUAGUGAAACAAGUGUAACAGAAGAAAAAAAUGUAAAACCCAUACCAAAAGCUUUUUUGCCAAAACCUAAUUUUGGUGAAGACUCCAAAGAUGCUGCUCAAAAUUCAGUUUUCAAAAACCCUUUUACUGAAGCUGAAAAUGCCAAAGAGGCUAUUUUACAGAAGCAUGUGAAAAUGGUGGAUUCGAAGGACAAUGUUAUAGUUAUUAAUGGUAAAAAAAUAUGUUGGAAUUAUCGAAAAGGGAGAUGCAGAUUUGGCCAUAAUUGCAAAUUUGCUCACGAUUCUGAUAUUCAAAAAUCCAAAGAACAACUAGAGUCUGAAAAGCAAGUCCAGCAUGUGGUAGUUUGUCAACACCAGAAUCUACCACAACCAAGUUCAAAUGAAAUUGAGAAAAUAAAAGAAGAAUCGGUUUUAUUAAAUCAAAAAAGAAGGAGGCCUGGACUGACCCAGGGUUUAGUGCCUGGAAAGAAAAUUUCACCUGCAAACAUCUGCUUUUAUCCGCAAACAUCUGUUUUAAUCUCCAAACAUCUGCUUUUAUCCGCAAACAUCUAUUUUAAUCUGCAAAUAUCUGCUUUUAUCCGCAAACAUCUGAUUUUAUCUGCAAACAUCUGA
This is a messenger RNA of Brassicogethes aeneus, 774 nucleotides long. The record is from the annotation of a GenBank genome assembly. Lineage: Eukaryota; Metazoa; Arthropoda; Insecta; Coleoptera; Nitidulidae.